UAACAUUAUACCAAAACGCUCAAUUGGCGAACAGCUGGUCAGCUGAGUUUAGAUUGAACAUAAAAAUGGAAUUGGAGGGCUCAGAAUUGGGCACUAGGGAGUACUGGGAAACCAGCUACACACGAGAAAUUAAAAACUACAAAAGCCAUGGCGAUGUGGGUGAAAUCUGGUUCGACGAAGACUCCCAACAACGAAUUGUCGACUGGCUAUUGAAGCAGGAAAAUAUCGACAAAGAAACAGCACGUGUACUUGACUUGGGCUGCGGUAAUGGGAUGUUCCUUAUUGCCCUGGCCAACGAAGGCUUCACACAGCUUACGGGCGUUGACUAUUCCCCAAAGGCCAUCGAGCUGGCAAUGGGCAUAGCCAAGGAUCAAGCUCUAGACAUAAGCUACAAUGUGGCGGACUUGACCCAAAACGAAUCGCAGACUCUGGGCAGCUACAACAUCAUACACGAUAAGGGCACUUACGAUGCCGUCAGCUUGUGCCCCGAUGAUCCCAAAGAGAAACGCAACAAUUAUUUAGCCACUGUCUCGAAGCUGUUGCAAGAUGAGCAAAGCCACUUCAUAAUCACCUCCUGCAACUGGACGGAAGAAGAGUUGGUGCAUAGCUUUGAGCAUCUCUUUGUCAAGCAUUGCACAAUACCCACACCCACAUUCAAAUUCGGAGGCAAAGUGGGCAAUGUAGUAACCUCUGUAGUUUUUAAAAAGAAAUCGAAUUAAAUAUAAAUAAAUCAAAAUAUAAU
Molecule: messenger RNA, 742 nt
Organism: Drosophila hydei
Lineage: Eukaryota; Metazoa; Arthropoda; Insecta; Diptera; Drosophilidae
Product: EEF1A lysine methyltransferase 2
Exons: 1
Coding region: 66-719 (217 amino acids)
Biological process (GO): peptidyl-lysine dimethylation; peptidyl-lysine monomethylation
Cellular component (GO): cytoplasm
Molecular function (GO): protein-lysine N-methyltransferase activity
Source: RefSeq, a predicted model, not a curated record